GGUAAACAAAGAAUUUGGCGAAGAACAAUGAGUUGACAGUUGUGAAUUUGCAAUGAGAAAACGUGUUUUCUUCACAAUUCACCAAUUUUUCAAGCCAUCUUAUAGCAAAUUAAGCACAACGUUAACAAAAAUUAUACAACCUCUCUUGAAAUGUGUUCAAAAGAAUAGAAAGAAUUUUGUGUUUGUAUUGCAGGUGCCGGAAAAGUGAUAAUAUCUUGUCGCAGCGCAUGUUUUCCUGCACAAAGUGGUCGAUGCUUGCUUACCUCCGAUUUUAAUUUGUAAAUUGUGGUAUUUCAACGUUUUCAACUUAACAUGUCGUGUUUAAAAGUGGUGCUUUCAAUUGUAUGUGGGCUGGUGUUGCUGUUUGAGAACUGUGAAGCUGUGGAAGCUUUUGACAAAUCUCCAAAGGACCAAAAGGAAAAAUCAACUAAGUUGCCGCCUUGUAAAUCAUGCACUGUGCUUGUGGAAUCAUUUAAUUUGGGUUUGGAAAAAAUAAGUCGCGGCAGGCAUGCCGGUGGUGAUGCAGCUUAAUUUCCAUAUUUUCCAUAAAUGAAGUGGUGCUUUAUCAUGCGCGGAAUGCACUUAAAGGCAUGGUACGUCCUCAGAGUUUAAAGAUUUGUCAAUUCCAAAUCAACACGGGCUUCAUACCGGAACAAGAAACAUUGAUAACAUCUUCCUCGAAUGAUCUCGAUGAUUUACCGGAUGCCGAUCAGGUUCCUCAUGACUUUUAGGUUUCGCUGUCGUUGAGUUUCACGGAUAACGAAUUUCCGCCGAGUAGGAAUCCUCCUUGGUUACCAGCAAAGCCCAUAAGAAACGCACAACAUAUAUUUAGUUCGCAAUUAGAAUUCGAGGAAAUGGUGGAUAAUUUCGUGACAAAACCUAGUUCGAUCAACAAACCUACGCCUGUUAGGUCAGCUGCUUCCGUAGAUAACGCCUAUUUUACCAGAUGCUACCGAAAUAAAGCAAGAGGAUGUACCUCGAAUCCAACCUCAACCAUCACCACCAAUAGACAUGCUCAAUUUAAACCAGCCCCAACCCCAGCUGCCGGUGCAAGAUCCACAAGCCACAACGAGUGUCGCUAGUUUCGAUUUGCUUGGAGCAUUCGGGGAUGAUAAUUCAUCUGGCAUUGGCUCGGCUCCAAUACCUGAUAUUUUAGAAAUUAAUGUACAACCAAGUUCAAAUGUCAACCUUGAUGAUAUCUUCGGCUCAGUUGCUUCAUCGGCGCCGAAAAUCAACCUGGAGUUUAAUAGUUUUUCUGUAAACCAGCCGACACCAACUAGUGCAAACCAACCUGGUGUAUUGGUGUGUGUCACGUCAGUCUCAGCAAAAUAGUCUUGCAUCAACAACCAGAGCUCAGUACGUCAUAGUUAUUUUUCUUCUCUGUUUUUGGAAGCUAGUGCAAUGAGGUAUAGUUUUAAUAAACAUUUAUUCGAUUUGAAAUUUUUA
This is a messenger RNA of Rhagoletis pomonella (apple maggot), 1446 nucleotides long. RefSeq lists its product as uncharacterized. The coding region runs from base 1012 to 1332 and encodes 106 amino acids. Lineage: Eukaryota; Metazoa; Arthropoda; Insecta; Diptera; Tephritidae. The record is from RefSeq and is a predicted model, not a curated record. The transcript is spliced from 4 exons.